AUGGCUCAGGAAAGAGAGAUCACAACAACCAUUACGGCAACGACGACAGUCAAGCUGCCGGCGGCGGCGCCCAAGAGCUACGCCGAGCUCAACCCGCGCCUCAAGCCCACGGAGUUCUUUGGGCCUGUUGGGGGCUUCGUUCUCACUUUCGUCACUCCCAUCGUCGCGUACGGUCUCUUCUACGGCUGCAAUGAGGUGACGGGGUGCAGCGUCCCGCCCACCCGCAACUUCUUGCAGUGGAUCGGUGACUGGCCAUCCAGUGCUGGCGCGCUGUGGGAGUGGAAGGCUGCCGGCGUCUACCUCGCAUGGUAUAUGUGGACGGUACUGUGCUGGAACAUCCUCCCUGGCGAGUGGAUCGAGGGCACCCUCCUCCGCGACGGCACACGCAAAAAGUACAAGAUGAACGGCAACGGCCUUUGGACAUUGAUCCUCACCCUCGGCAUCACUGCUGGUGUCAUCGCGCAGCCUGGCGGCAUUGCUGCCCUUGCAUGGCUCAACGACCACUUUGUGCCCCUCGUCUCGGCCUCGAUUGCCAUGUGCACCUUCCAGGCCAUGUUUGUCUACGUCUACUCGUUCUUCUCUGGCGAGCUCCUCGCGUACCAGGGCAACAGCGGCAACUUCUUCUAUGACUUCUGGAUGGGCCGCCCGCUCAACCCCACGUUCCCCGGCUUCCCGACUUUUGACAUCAAGACUUUCAACGAGGUGCGCCCCGGCAUUAUCGGCUGGGUGAUGCUCAACAUUGGCUUUGCGUGCGCGCAGUACGAGCGCCUCGGGCGCGUCACCAACUCGAUGUGGCUCGUCGUCCUCUUCCAGGGCUGGUACUCGAUCGACUGUCUGCUCGUCGAAUCGUCGAUCCUCCAGCAGAUGGACAUUACCACCGACGGCUUCGGCUUCAUGCUCAGCUUUGGUGACCUCACCUGGGUCCCCUUCAGCUACACCGUGCAGGCGCGCUACCUCGUCUUUGCGCCGAACGACCUCUCGCUCGUUGCCUGCGGGCUCAUCGUCGCCCUCGAGGUCCUUGGCCAGUACAUCUUCCGCGUGGCCAACAACGAGAAGUCCGAGUUCCGCAGCGGUCGCAACCCCAAGAACCUCAAGUUUAUGGAGACCAAGCGCGGCACCAAGCUUCUCACCUCGGGCUGGUGGGGCCUCUCGCGUCACCCCAACUACUUUGGCGACUGGAUCAUGGCGUGGGCAUGGUGCCUCCCGACCGGCUUCAGCACCCCCAUCCCCUACUUCUACGUCAUCUACUUUGCCAUUCUCCUCGCCCACCGCCAGAUGCGUGACGACGAGGCGUGCAAGGAGAAGUACGGCAAGGACUGGGAGACCUACUGCAAGAAGGUCCCAUACAAGAUCAUCCCCUAUGUCUACUAA
This is a messenger RNA of Cutaneotrichosporon cavernicola, 1371 nucleotides long. RefSeq lists its product as uncharacterized. The record is from RefSeq and is a predicted model, not a curated record. Lineage: Eukaryota; Fungi; Basidiomycota; Tremellomycetes; Trichosporonales; Trichosporonaceae. Gene Ontology annotation, biological process: ergosterol biosynthetic process. The coding region runs from base 1 to 1371 and encodes 456 amino acids. The transcript has 5 exons. Gene Ontology annotation, molecular function: Delta14-sterol reductase activity. Gene Ontology annotation, cellular component: endoplasmic reticulum membrane.